AUGGAGAAAGGAGACAGGAACAAGAGGGUUCGAGCGGGAGGAGGAUCUGCAGCCCCCAGAGGGCGGGGUGGUGGAAAGGCUAAAAGCGUUUACGUCGCUUCCGUUCCUUCCACGUCCUCUACGUCUUCGUCCUCUACUCGAGAGAUUACCGCUAAGUCUUCAGCCACGGCGUUCGGCGUGGGUCGCCAGGUGGUCUUGGCCACCACCGACACCGGCGUGGAUGCCUACGAGCUGAGGCAGAGUCCUCCGGUCCUGCUCUCCGAUGAGCUCGUGCGCCAGUUCAUCGUCGAGGGCUAUCUCAUGCUCCAGCCCUCGGCCCUCCCCGCCAGCUUCCACAACAACCUCUACGCCCGGGUGGAUGCCCUCAACUCCAAAUGGAAGGACAAUGUGGGCAACAACAUCCUGCCCACGAUCCCCGAGCUGGAUCUCGUCUUCGAGGAUCCCACAGUGCGAGGCGCGCUACAGAGCGUGUUGGGUCAGGGCUACAUGAUGCACGCACACAGGCAUUGCCACGACCGGCGCCCCGGAUCGCGAGCCCAAGAUUGGCACAAGGACAGCUACUGGGGCUUCAACACGAUACGACACCACUACCCGCGGUUCGUCUUUUAUUCCGCCAAGCACGUAGAUGUCUUGCUGGGAUGA
Acanthamoeba castellanii str. Neff is the source of this 642-nucleotide messenger RNA. RefSeq lists its product as uncharacterized. NCBI's taxonomy places the organism in Eukaryota, Discosea, Longamoebia, Acanthamoebidae. The record is from RefSeq and is a predicted model, not a curated record. Bases 1 to 642 code for a protein of 213 amino acids. The transcript is spliced from 5 exons.